This is a messenger RNA of Microthlaspi erraticum, 2235 nucleotides long. The record is from the annotation of a GenBank genome assembly. Lineage: Eukaryota; Viridiplantae; Streptophyta; Magnoliopsida; Brassicales; Brassicaceae.
AUGGAUCAAAAAACUUUCUUCCGCUUGGUUUUUCUCAUAGUCGCAGCUGGUUUCAUCAUAUCUUUCACUUCCACACACUUCUCUCACGCGCCGUCAUCCACGACAGGGCUUCUUGACUGCACGUACUCUUCCUCUUCACCUCUCUGUGCAUCAAGAAACUUCCUUUUCAACAGACAAAAACGACCCAUUCCUAAAAACGAUCCAAAACCAAAACCCAAAAGCCAUGAUCACUCGUCCGAUACCCCAAACCACCCUCUCGACCCACUCACGGUAACCGAACUUAAAAAAGUCAAGACAAUCCUCUCCUCACACGCGCUCUUCGCCUCCGGUGCACCACACGCGUUUCACACGGUCGUUCUUGAUGAGCCAGAGAAGAGUCUCGUCAGACGCUGGAGAAAAGGAAACCCACUUCCUCCGAGGAAAGCUUCCGCCAUCGUACGUGUCGGUCUCGACACGCACGUCCUCACCGUCGAUCUUUCUUCUGGUUUGGUCGAGAUAGAAGGCUACCCGGUUCGUGCCUCGGGUUACCCGAUGAUGACUAUCGAGGACAUGAGCGCAGCUACUCUGGCACCGUUCUCAAACGCGGAUUUCAACCGCACGAUCAUCUCUCGUGGAGUUGAUCUAAAGGACGUGAAAUGUUUCCCGUUAUCGUGUGGUUGGUACGGUAAAAAAGAAGAAGAAAACACUAGGGUAAUUAAAAGUCAGUGUUACUCGUCUCAAGACACGGUAAAUUUCUACAUGCGACCCAUCGAAGGUUUAACCAUUCUCAUCGACUUAGACACAAGGCAAGUCAUCGAGAUUGUUGACACGGGUCGGACCAUACCCAUACCCGGUUCAACCAAUACCGAGUACCGCUUCGAAAACAUUGCCACCACCGACAAAAACCGACUCAUCAACCCGAUAUCAAUAGAGCAGCCACGUGGUCCAAGCUUCGUAGUCGAAGACAACUACCUAGUGAAAUGGACAAAUUGGGAAUUUCACCUAAAACCUGACCCGAGAGCUGGCAUGGUUCUGUCACAGGUGAGAGUACACGACCCGGAUACUCAAGAGACACGUGACGUAAUGUACAAAGGGUUCGUGUCGGAGCUUUUUGUUCCGUACAUGGAUCCGUCGGACGCGUGGUACUUCAAGACUUACAUGGACGCAGGAGAGUACGGUUUCGGUUUGCAAGCCAUGCCACUUGUACCGCUUAACGAUUGUCCACGAAACGCAGCGUAUAUGGACGGAGUUUUUACUGCGGCGGAUGGGACGCCGUUUGUUAGAGAAAACAUGAUUUGUAUAUUCGAGAGCUACGCCGGAGAUAUUGCGUGGCGUCACUCUGAAAGCCCCUUCAUUGAUCUACCGAUAAGGGAAGUGAGACCAAAGGUGACGUUAGUGGUACGAAUGGCAGCUUCAGUAGGUAAUUAUGAUUACAUCAUUGAUUAUGUGUUCCAAACAGAUGGGCUUAUCAAAGCUAAGGUUGGACUUAGUGGAAUCCUAAUGGUGAAAGGGACAACUUAUCAAAACAAGAACCAAGUAAACAAAGAUAAAGACGGUAAAGAAGAAGAGCUUCACGGCACGCUUCUAUCUGAAAACGUAAUCGGAGUAAUUCACGAUCACUAUGUCACUUUUUACCUUGACAUGGACGUGGAUGGCCCGGAUAAUUCCUUUGUUAAAGUGAAUUUCAAGAGGCAGGAGACCGAGCCUGGCGAGUCUCCGAGGAAGAGUUACAUGAAAACGGUUAGGAACGUUGCGAAAACAGAAAAAGAUGGUCAGAUUAAGCUUAGUUUGUUCGAUCCAUCUGAAUUCCAUGUCAUCAAUUCUGCUAAGACCACUCGUGUUGGUAACCCUACGGGCUACAAGAUCGUGCCUAGAGCCACAGCGGCUACUCUACUUGACCCUGAUGACCCGCCGCAGAAGAGAGCAGCUUUUACCAAUAACCAAAUUUGGGUCACUCCAUACAAUAAGUCCGAGCAAUGGGCUGGUGGUUUGUUCACUUAUCAAAGCCAGGGUGAUGAUACUCUUGAGGUUUGGUCCAACAGGGAUAGAGACAUAGAGAACAAGGAUAUAGUUGUGUGGUAUACACUUGGCUUCCAUCACGUUCCAUGUCAAGAAGAUUUUCCGAUAAUGCCCACGGUUUCUUCGAGUUUUGAUUUGAAACCCGUGAAUUUCUUCGAGCGUAAUCCAAUCCUUAAGGCCGCUCCAAACUUUGAACAUGACCUUCCGGUUUGUGGAGCUAAUUCUGUUUCUGCCUGA